UCAUAUAAAACGCUAAUUCCAUAGAUACACUGACAAUACAGCUUUUAUGUCCAUUUUACUAUUUGAAUUUCUCGCUUCUAGUUUUAUCUUCUCUUUUGUUCAGUUUCCGUUCGUUUGAAUAAACGGUGCGCAAAUAUUGACACUUUGCGCUCGAUAAGGGUUCUAAUUCUAAAGGUCAUCCCCCAUAUGACAUUUACAAACAACACACCUAUUUGAACGCCAAGAGGGCAAGGAUAUUCAAAAAUAUAUUGAAAAUCUACGAAUAGAGCUUUAAUUCUUGUGUGAUAAAGGGUAGUUUCCGUUAAAAGCCAGCACGAUGUCAGGUCUACCCGCUGUACCGCCAAGACGCACUAGCAGCCCCACAAAAUCCAACAAACAGCAGCUGACACCCCUUCAAACAUUACUACAAAUGGGGUUUCCAAAACAUAGGGCAGAAAAAGCACUGGCGGCAACCGGUCACAAAGGGGCACAACAAGCGACGGAAUGGUUGUUAGCACACGUGAAUGAUCCACUUUUAGAUGACAAUUCGCCCAGAGAAUACAUUUUGUAUGCCUGUCCGACUGGUGCCUUCCUUCAAAAGCUGCAGAACUUUUGGGAUAAGUCGAAAACAAUGUGUGGUUGGAACGGAUGUCAUAACUACUCACCGCACAUUACGUUGGUAUCAUUUUUUAAGGUUCCCGAUGAGGAUUCCCUGCAACUGACCCAGGGUCUGCACAAAGUAAUGGAAAGACAGGGUGCAAAACUGAACGAGCCACUUAAACUAGAAACCUACACUUCACCCAGUUUCAUGGGCUUCUUCGUGGCCGAAGAACACGCUGAUUAUCUGAAAAGAAUCGCUAUGCAAUUUGUCAAAGAAGUAUCCAAUGCAAUAAUCAGUGACACAUAUGAACAGUUUGAUGCUUUGACUGCAUGUUUUCCUUGGUGUACGACUACGACGGCACGAUGCAUUCCAAAGGGAAGCAGGUCGAUAAGCCUGGAUCCAAAUGUAAAGUCGUUGCAUUUAUCCUUGGCGUAUCAGUUCCCUAACACACACUACAUGACACUAAAAUCGCUAGUAGAAGAAAUAGAUGCGGACAUGUCUGGCUCGUGGGAACUGAGAUUGUAUUCCAGAGAUCCCCGAGUUAAUGGCAAGCAAGUGCAUAAGGCGAUCCGUGGAUAUUCUGCGAUAGAAGCCGACGAGUUGGAUCUGCGCGUGGGCGAUUGCCUGUAUAUAAACGGCGAAGCCCUUGCAAACACCUCAGACGGAUGGGUAGAAGGAACUUCAGCACAAACAGGACAAUGCGGUCUGUUGCCCAGCAGUUACGUGGAGCGCACGUGCGAGAUGGAUGCUUGGACGUUGCACGCGUGCAUCUCCUUAGAUGAGGACCCGCUGAACAACAAAAGGGCACCCUUCUCCAUAGGGGACUCCUUCUCAUCGUCGAGGUGCAAACAGCAGCAAGUGCACAGACAGUCGUCGAUGGCCAGCACCUGCACCGCAAAUGCGCCCUUGGCAGAGCCAGAAAGACUCUCCAGGCCUCCGUCCAGGGAUUACGAAAACUUGAUGGAUCUGAAAAUCGCCGCCGACCAGUGUUCGUCUUCAUUAGAAAUCGGUGGUAUCAGUAGCGAUGGCGGAGGCGGCGGUGUCCGCAACCUGUUCCUGAUGCGGCACGGCGAACGCGUCGACUUCGUUUUCGGUUCCUGGGCGUUGCACUGUUUCGAUCAAUCGGGAGAAUACGUGAGAAAAGACCUGAACAUGCCCGAAAAAGUGCCGCGCAGGGAGAUGGGAGCAGAAGGAUUCCUGUUGGACUCGCCGCUCACCAAUAUCGGACUGCACGAGGCGCUACUGGUAGGCGAGGGUCUUCUAGCGAACGGGCUUCGCGUGGAUCACGUGUAUAGCUCUCCGUCGCUGCGAUGCGUCCAAACGGCGGACGCCGUCCUGAGAGGGCUCGGCGUGAAGCAGCACGUGCUGGUGCGCGUCGAGCCGGGUCUGUUCGAAUGGACGGGGUGGUAUCAGGACGCGGCUGCCGGUCAGCCCGAUUGGAUGGAGGCGCAGGAAUUGCAACAGGCCGGAUACCACGUGGACAGGGCGUACAGGCCGCACGUACAUCACCAACAUCUCAAGGACACCACCGAGACGUGCGAAGAGUAUUACAGGAGGAAAGCUAACGUGUGUAAAGGCAUCCUGGAAGAUAAUCCGAGCGGCAGCAUCCUGAUCGUCGGCCACUCGUCCACUUUGGAAACGUGUUCGUACGAACUGCUCGGCCGAUCUCCGCGCCAGCCCGAAGAAAUGAUGAAACUGCUAAGGAAGAUCCCGUAUUGCGCAUUGACGCAUCUGACGUGCGAUCCGGACACCGGUGGCAAGUGGACGGUGGUCCAAACGCACGCGCCGCCCUUGUCCGUAACGCAUUCCACCAAUCAAACGUUCGACACGAAAAUAUUGCAGAAUUACACGGACUGAUCUUGAUAGGUUGUCGUUAUGAUAACGGUAGUGGCUGUCGUAUGUUGUACUUGUUGUUAUGCGUCGGGCAAUCCCAUUACGCCGCUACACCGAUACUCGUAAUCGCGCCACAUUGAUUUUUUUGUGGACAUUUCAUUUUUGGAAAUCUUUCGCAAAAUAUUUAUAUUUGUCAGUGACGAGUUUCACUUUGUAGGGCUAGAAAAUUUUAUGAUGCAACAAGUACAUGCGAGUUAUGUAUUGUACAGGCUGGCCAACUAAGAAUGCGAGGUGGAAACCUAUCCAUUGCGGCAAAAAAAGUUAUUACUAAAACGGCCAAGAGAAAAGCCUGGAAAAUAUUUUCAAGUUUCUGAAAUGCCGCUAAGGAGCAUAACUGCAAUCUUGAAUCGAAAAAAGUGAUGUUUCUGCGAAUUGCGCUAUACAAGGUGGCGCAUCGAAAACGAAACAGACGCAUUUACUGGCAGCUCAGCUUUUUUUUUUGGAAAAACGCUCAGACCCGUCGAUUUUGUUUUCGAGGGGGACAAAAUCACGUUAGCACGUGCAGCCCCCUAAGCGGGGGUGACACCACCCCCAAAAUCUUAAAUGGAAAAGGGGGUCGAGUGAUUCCUUAUUUUAAAAGUCUUCCAAUUCCCUUUAUAAUGAUGUAAAAUACAUUAGCUUCAGUUCUGUACUUUUGAAGAUUUAUUGAUUUAAAGCUUAAAACUAAUACAUCAUCAUUAGUGAAGAUCAAUACAUUUGGCAGCAAAGUAAUUUAAAAAUGAAGAAUGAACUGACCCGUUAGGCAAGUAAAUGUUGAAAAUGGCCACCAUGACUCUCCACGCAAAAAUAAAGAUUUUGCUCAAAACGUUGCCGCACAUUUUGCAAUAUUUGAGGAGUAAUUUGAAGGCACUCAUUCACAAUUCUUUGUCGCUGAGUAGCAUAGAUUUUGCUUUUUAAAUGACCUCACAUAAAGAAAUCCAAUGGUGAUAAAUCUGGCGAUCUUGGGGGCCAUUCAAUGGCACCUCUUCUACCAAUCCAUCGAUCUGGAAACGUCUGAUCUAAAUAGUGUCAACACGUAAUGCGUAAUGUGGUGGGGCACCAUCCUGUUGGAACAUCAACCUAUUCUCAAUGUACCGCCGAUCAUUCUGAUUAUGGCUCUUAAUGCAGGAUCUAUGGCGUCUUCCAGUAAUUCCAAAUACAUUUCACGGGUCAAAUUUCCAGGUAAGAAAAAAGGACCAACUAAAUGAUCGCCAAAAAUACCAGCCCAAACAUUUAAUUUUUGUGGCUGCUGUGUAUGAACCUCAUGAUAAAUUCUGGGAUUAGAAUCGGACCAAUAUCGGCAGUUAUGACGAUUUACUACGCCAUUUAAGAAAAAGGAACAUUCAUCGGAAAAGCAAGUAUUGAAUAGAAAAUGUUCAUCGUUUAUAAUUCGUUCACUCAUAUCUUCACAAAAUUGUAAUCGCCGAUCAAAAUCGUCCUCAUUAAGUUCUUGUACCAGGAGCCUUUUAUACGGAUGAAAACUAUGGACCUUAGAAUAUGUUGGACAGUACGUCGACUAACACCACACACAGUCUCCUACUUAACGUAGGAUCUACAUAAACUUGCCCCAAAACCCCCACUUCUAUUACUUCGUUCCUUAUGGGAUUUUCAAUGUUGCGUUUUUUAUUGGCGACUGACCCAGUUUCCCGAAAUUUAGCUACAAGUUCUAGAACAUAUUUUCGAUGCAUGUUACUGUUCUCAUGUCGCUCAUUAAAUAUUUCUGCAGUUCUAUUAGCGCACUGAUUAUUUCCGAAAAAUAUUUCGAUAAUUUCAACUCUUUCUGCUGUGGAAUAUACCAUGGUUAAUUUAUGUAAUAAAGCGUUACAAGUUAUUUUAGCAACAAAGUUUGGUCAAAUCAAUCGCAAACUAUGUACUAAAUUCCUGUUUAAAAUAAGUACGAGAUAUUUCCUUAUCUUUCUUCAAGAAAUAACUUUUUUGCCAUAAAAAAACGCUUCAAUAGCUAUUUUCAACAGCAAAAUGAUAAACAAAUCAUGAGCGUAGUGAAGAAAAGCAUUUACUUAUUAAGUAAAUUCUUUUAGUCAAAUUUCUUCUGAAAGUAGUACAAACUAAUCUGAUGUACCUAAUCUUCAAAACUACUGAACUGAAGCUCAUGUAUUUUACAUCAUUAUAAAGGGAAUUGAAAGACCUUUAAAAUAAGGUAUCACUCGAUCCCCCUUUCCGUUUAAGAUUUUAGGGUCGGUGUCACCCCCGCCCAGGGGGCUGCGCCACCCUGUAUAUUAACCUAACAAAAAAAUACCUGAUCUUUAAAGUCGAAGACAUUGUGAAGUUCUUUGUUUGACAAUUUUUCCUGUCUCUCUAGUAAUAAAGUGGUGGGCGGUAUUCGAAGGUUUCCGUAAAAAAACACCCGGUAUCUUCGAAACGGCUGAGCCGAUUUUAACAAACUUAAGCUAGUUGGAAAGAGCUAUUCUUGGGCUGCGAAUUUUAUAAUAUUUCAAGUUUUGUUAGUUUCACAUGUAGCCGCUAGAGAAGAGGGCUUUUUUCAGACAUUCCGACAGAAAUGGUUAAUUUUCUCAAAGGGAAUUAAAUGCAUUGCUAUUGUUUUUUUAUGAAAAAGUAGCUAAAUGUUGUCUAAACAAGCUCGCGAAAAACGCAUCUCGAUAUCUUGUUCCUAACCUGAAAUUUAGGCCAAAGAAAAUGUUAUAUGGAAAUCACUUAAAUUUCUGUUUUUCUAAACUAACUUUUCUGGAAUUCUUUUCUAUUCAUCAGAACAAAAUCACCCUUUUUGAAAACAUUACAAAAUAUCGGGGGCAUUAAAAACCUUUCUUUUUUAAAUCGGUCCUUUUUCGGGCCACAGCCUAAUAAUAAAAAGAAAUUCCAGAAAAAAUAGUUUAACAAAAUCUUGUUUGGAUUAAAUUUUAGGUUAGGAACAAGAUAUCAUUUAGCUACUUUUUCUUAUAAAAAAUCAUAGCACUUCAUUUAUUUUUUUUUUUUUGAAAAUUAACCAUUUCUGUGAAACUAAAAACAUUUGAAAAAUUAUAACAUUUGUAGCUUGAAAGAAUAACCCCUUGAAGUUAGUUUAAUGCAUAAAAACAAUUUAAAACAAAUGUUACGCUUGUGUCUUCAAGGUAAUUUUUUGGUUGUCUUCUGAUCCGUUUGCAUUCUCCAUACCAAAAUUGUUAUCGCAAAAACUAGACAUUUUGGGAUUGCUCACUAUUGCGAUCGUCUUAUAUAUUCGUAGAAUUUAGCUAUAAUAGAAAAAUCAAAUUGUAUUAUGUAGCGUUAUUGUUCACCUUAGCCAUGUGCAAUAAUAUUUGAUCUCUGAACCAAUUUUGCCAUAGUUUUAUUAAUUUCCUAUUGUGGGUGUCGUAUGCAAUUCGUAACACAUUUUCUACAAUCUUCAUUAAUAAAACAAACAUUCAUUGUUGCGCAAUAUUUUUUGAUACAUUGGUACCAGAGACAACAUUUUUGAUUGUACGUUGAAAAAAGACUAAAGCGGGUAUUGAAUUUUUAUAUGCGUACAUAACUGUACAAAUUCGAACUAUAAGAUUUUUGAAAAAAAACUAUUUUUACUUCAAAUGUAUUGAAAUUGCAUUACAGUCCACAGUACUACACGCAACACGCAAGAUAUUGUGUGUUUUGAAGUGAUACAAAGUUACCUAUUAAUCUUAGUUUAAAUUGUACGUUAUUAGUGUUGAGCAAAAAUUUCACUUAAAUUGGAAUAUAAUAUAGGAUAUUUAACAAAAGAGUCUCGUAUUACGAGUGUUUGACAAUUACCUGAAAAUAAAAUUUGAACAUCUAUACUAAUUCCAUUUUGGCUGAAAUAUGUACUCAACAUGCGAAUAUGUUAAAGCACGUGCAUCUGCUGAACUGCUGACAGUAUUGUUUUGUUAUCCAUGGGAUCAAUAAACCGAUCAUUUCACGUUCUGAGCUUUUUUAGUUGUCGCCUAUAUAUAUAGUGGCUGUUUCAAAUUCGAUCCACAACAUUGGCAUUUUUUUAGGCAACUGCAGGACAAAGCGAAUUUUCC
This is a messenger RNA of Acanthoscelides obtectus, 6438 nucleotides long. NCBI's taxonomy places the organism in Eukaryota, Metazoa, Arthropoda, Insecta, Coleoptera, Chrysomelidae. The record is from the annotation of a GenBank genome assembly.